GGGAAGCCGGUGGUGGCGGCGGCGGAACGGGUGGAGGCUGCCGGUUUCGUAACCGUCGCUCCUCCUCGCUGACUCGCGGGCUGCGAGGCCUGGGUCCGUCGCGCCGCGCCGCGCGGGGCCGCUCGGAGUGGAGGCCGCCUGGGGGCGGGCGGGCUGGAGGCGCAGGUGCAUGUGAAGAUUUCUUGGCAGCUUAGUGUGGAAACCAUUGAUCACCUUGCCCUCAUUUCUGCCUGUUCUGUGUCAGCAAGAGACAGCGCCCAAAUGAGCAAGAUAGCCCAGCAGAAUAGUGCUCCGGGAAUAAGUGUUAUUCAUACUCAGGCUCCUGCCGGCGGCUUACAACAGGUUCCUCAGCUGGUGCCUGCUGGCCCCGGGGGAGGAGGCAAGGCUGUGGCCCCAAGCAAGCAAAGCAAAAAGAGCUCGCCCAUGGAUCGCAACAGCGAUGAGUAUCGUCAGCGCAGAGAGAGGAACAACAUGGCUGUGAAAAAGAGCCGGUUGAAAAGCAAGCAGAAAGCACAGGACACGCUGCAGAGAGUGAACCAGCUCAAAGAAGAGAAUGAACGGUUGGAAGCAAAAAUUAAAUUGCUGACUAAGGAAUUAAGCGUAUUGAAAGAUUUGUUUCUUGAGCACGCACACAACCUUGCGGAUAAUGUGCCACCCCCUAGCACUGAGAAUACGACUUCUGACAACGCAGGGCAGUAGACCUCACCCCUCCCAAACCUCACGCCUUGUGGCAUGAACGUUAAAGGUGUGACUAUGUACGUCACUCGUAUCGACGGCCGAACCUUGUCUUGUCCCAUUAUUCGGAGACCCACUGAAGGCUGUUUUCUAGAAUCAGCGCUGAAGAGUUGAUUAGCUAAGAAUGUUAGCCAUGUAAUUUGAGUAUCUAGUUUUAAAUGAUACAGAUUUUUUUGUGGGGAUGAAACAAAUUUUUAAGGUAUAUGGUAAAAAAAAAAAAAAAAGACCCUGGACCUUGAUAUUCUUAAUAAAUCCUCACUUCCCAAGAAAUGCUUCUUUUGUAGGUUGAUAAAAGGAAUGGGGAACUGGCAGGUCCCGCAGAACGGUCUUGGUUUUAUUGGAGAUGGUUAAUUAGACUAAGAGAAGUUGAAUGCCAUCUAUGUUAAUCUAUUUGUGGUUUUUUUCUAAAUUAUGUAUUAAAAAUCCUUAGGGCUAUAGAAAUCAAUCACUUUGUAAUUUGGAGUGAUUUUAUGUAUAACAUAAACCUUGUUUUAGCCUAAUUAGUACUGUUCUCCCCUAACAAGUAUAAGUUUUUGAGUAGCGGUGCCAGGUUAAGUAAAUUCCAUUACGUUUUAAAGGCAAUAUACAGCCAGUGGCUUAAAAAUACUAAUGAUUAUGAGGCAAAUAGGUUUCUUAAAAAUAAAGGUAAAGCAUAUUAGAAUUAUGCUUUCAGGAUACCUUUGGGUUAUUGGAUUGGCAUUACUUUGUUUUCUAACAACGAAAAACCCCCAAGAGUUUAGAGAAACUUGUAUCUGUAAACUACAAUUUUUGUUUCUGUAGAUGCUGGUCAAGUAAGUAAAUAUUUUUAAAAUACCAUUUUGACAGCCAAGUUAGUAGACAUGCCUUAACAGUUGACCGAUUGGGAUUUAGGUAGUUUCUCCUGUGUCCAGAUAUCUUCAGUGGGGCCAUGAUUAUUAAAGGCAAAAAUUUCUUGUGAAGGAUCAUCUGGCGUUUGAUCUUAACCAAGUCAUUAUUAGAAAAGUGAUGUCAUCAACUCUGCUGUCUCCCAAAAUAACAGUCUAAGAAAACUUGAAAGCGUAAGGUUUAACCUUUAAUUUAUUUCACUUAAGUACAUCUUUUUAUAUUUUUUUGUGACGUUUCUUUUUCUAGUUAGUGGGCUCUUCUAGACUUUUGUACCACUGCUUCUGUUUGUUCAUUUGUAUGCUUUUGUGUCCCAUAAAUUAUUUUAGAAAGAAAAUACUGAUAAAACUCAGGAUAUUGACAUUUUUGUUGAGACUAAAAAAUGGCAGUCGCUAAAGUCGGUGAUUGCUAGGGUCUGGUUUAUAUCAGUGUUGGUGGUUUUGAUUGUCCUUGUUGAUUUUUUUCUUUUUUUUAGCACAGUCCUAGCUCAGAUUUUUUGGCUUUCGUGUAUUUCUUUGUGUGUGUGUCUAGGCUGGUGACAAGAGACUGAGUCACAUCUGAUUAAAAAGUUUGUGUUACCAGGUAUCUUAUUUGAACAUGGUCACUUAGUUUUUGGCCAUAUUGUUUCUUACUAGCACCUGGAACAGUGUAACCAGGAUGGGACUCAAGUUGCACCCUUGGGUUGGUGCAAAAGUGCGGUCUGGGCAGGUAAAAAUACCACCGUGACCUGCAACUCAGCAAAGCCUCUGGGCCUUGGUGACUGGAACCCAGUGUUGUUCCAUGAGAGCCACUGUCCCAGGAGGGUUAGCUCCCCGGAGAGCCAGGAGACAGGAUCGAGGUUUCUGUUAGGGUCUGAUACCGGUUUACUUUGGCUGGAGUAUCAGUCUAUUUCUAGGUCGAUAGGUGUUUUGACUGACUAGGAGGUAACCCGCAGAAUCCUACUGAAUCUUUCAUAGCUGAUUGAUGUUAUAUAAUUAACCUAUUUAGAGGUACAGUUAGGUCACUUGAAUCGUUAAGCGCCUAUAAAGGUGUUAGACAUUGUAAUCUCUUGUUUACGAAAAAAAAAAUGUCUUUCAGAAAUUGAUGUCCCUAUGGAAUUUAUGGUUACCAAUUAUAUUAACUGACUUAACUGUCUUGGAGAAGAAGCUUUAGGGAAAUCAUCAGGGGUGUGCGCUCGAUACUUCAAAUCCAAACAUAAGAUUGAAACUUGAAAAAUUGAUUCAAGCUUUCCUGUUACCUAUGCAAAUUGGAACUUUAGCACAAGCCGUCAUGUAUGCGUAGAACAAAAAUGUUAAACCAUUGUCUUGACUGUCUUACUGAAGUGUUUGGGAAUGAAAGUUUGCAGUUUGAUAGAUUUAUCAGUAUCAAAUUGAGGGAAACCAGGUGUGGGGAAUGGGUAAGUUUAGAGCUCUGGGAAUUGUAAGAUGACUUUUGUAACUUCUGUUCUGUAGGUUACGUAUGCACCGUUAGGGUUUGAUCUGCCUUUGCCGGCAGGUCCAGUGGUUUAGGAGUAGGCUUUAGUGUAAACGUCUAGUUGCCUCUGAGUCAUCCGAGAUGGGUGCUUUGUGGAUGGGGUUGGCAGCACGUGGGGAGAUCAGAACAGCUCUUCUACCAUCUGGCCUCUUGCGAUGACUGGAAUGUGAGCUCAGACACUUUGGACAUUCUUACUAAGAGGUAGUAAGGUAGUGAUAAAAUAUGACCAGAUGUUUGAAAUUUAGGUCACAAGUGUGAAAUUCUGAAAUUUACAUAAAAAUAGUGUGUGCAAUUUAGUAUUUGGUAUUAAAAGAAAUCAGCCUUUGGUAUUUCUCAGCCGCCAUUAGAGGGCUUGAAACAUACCUGGACAACCCAGUUAGCACUCAGAGUGCUUUUUGAUGCCUUAGAAAUAGGAAGCAAUUUUUUGUUUGACAAAAGCUAGGGAGGAGAAAGUCCAUUCUAAUAGCUGUUAGAGAUGCCUCUCAGGAAAAAGUCCUUACCUUGUUCUUUUUGUUCCUGGCUUUCCUCAGUUUGUGAGAUUACUCUAUUUUUUUAAAUAUAAUUUUAUUUCUUUCAAUGAAUUUGAAAUAAAAAACAUUGGAAUAAUGACUGUA
Messenger RNA from Callorhinus ursinus (northern fur seal), 3683 nucleotides. It is a transcript of the gene CEBPG, whose product is annotated as CCAAT enhancer binding protein gamma. Gene Ontology annotation, molecular function: RNA polymerase II cis-regulatory region sequence-specific DNA binding; DNA-binding transcription factor activity, RNA polymerase II-specific. The record is from RefSeq and is a predicted model, not a curated record. Gene Ontology annotation, biological process: regulation of transcription by RNA polymerase II; DNA-templated transcription. Lineage: Eukaryota; Metazoa; Chordata; Mammalia; Carnivora; Otariidae.